AUGGAAGACUCGGCGCCCGUCCAGGAGCUCGGCUCACUGUCCAACUUGGACGCGUCCCUGCAGUCGCAUGGCGUAGGAGCAGAUCCGUUGCUGAGCUUGCCGCUCCGCUUCUUCUCGUCCACCCUCGAUCAGCUUCAGCGUCGACCGACGCUCGCCAAGCUUUGCGACAACAAGGAAGGCUGGGGCCCCGUCUCGCAGCAGCGCGACCUCGACUUCACCCCCUGCUUCCAGGAAGCCGCCUUUUGGACCGCUCCCGUCUUCCUGCUUGCCGUCUCUGGCGGCAUCUCUCUGGCCAUCCUUUCGAGACAAGAGACGAGACAGUUGACACGCACAUCUCGCUCCGUGCUGUGGGCCAAGAAUGUGGUGGUUGCCGUCCUCGCGGUUGCCGCUGGCUUUCAGGCAGCCAUCUCGUACGGCCUGUUUGCCAAGCCUGGCGAAUCGGUGUUCUUCUGGUCUUCGUUAGCAGGUGUCCUUGGUUACGUCCUCGUGGCGCUGUUGCAACACUUCAACCACACACGGUCACGCCGCAGCUCGGAUGUGCUCCUUCUCUUCUGGCUCGCCCAUCUGCUUGCCUCCAUCGUCAAGGUCCGAAGUGCCAUCACCUGGCCCUCGCUGCCGAUCAAAGAUCAACUGGUCACAUUCGUCCCACUGGUCGUGCGUCUCGUCCUUGGCAUCGUCGCCUUUGCCCUCGAAGCUGCAGGUGUCGAGCUCGGUUCGGACGACGAACAUGACCGCAAACGCGCAUCCUUCAGCCAGUCUCGCGUCAAUGGCAACGGCAACGGCAACGGUUACCACGCCGUCCCCACCGACACCAACGGCAGCGCUUUCAGCGUCUUCUCCGACGCCGACGAGGAGGCCAACCCCGUUAGCGCCGAGUCGCCCGAUUCCGGCAAAGAGUGCCCCGUCGUCACCGCUAACAUCUUCAGCCGCAUCACCUUUCACUGGAUGCAGCCACUCAUGACCCUGGGUGCCAAGAAGUUCGUCACCGAAGAUGACAUGUGGGCGCUUCCUGCCAACGAGGACGCCGAAAACCUCGGCCGCCGCUUCGACAAAUUUUGGAAGCAGACCAAGGACAAGGAGACUGGCAAGCCCGCCUUCUGGACCACCUUGCUCUACGCGUACGGCGGACCGUUCAUGUUCGCUGCGCUCCUCAAGUCGGCGCAGGACGCGCUUGCCUUUGUGCAGCCCCAGAUCCUGCGCAAGCUGCUCCAAUUCGUCCAGAGCUACGACAGCCAGGAUGCCAACCAGAGCGCGAUGCAAGGCUACCUGCUCUCUGCCGCGCUGUUCUGCGUCGCCGUCACUCAGACAUCGUUCUUGCACCAGUACUUCCAGCUCGUCUUUGUGACAGGAAUGCGCGUGCGUGCCGGCCUCGUCAGCGCCAUCUUUAAGAAGAGUCUGCGUCUCUCCAACGAGGACCGCGGAGGCAGGGCUACCGGCGACAUCGUCAACCUCAUGUCGGUCGAUGCGACUCGCCUGCAGGAUCUCUGCACCUACGGUCACAUUGCCUGGUCGGCCGUCUUCCAGAUGACGCUUGCCUUUGUCUCGCUCUACAACCUGCUUGGCUGGCCUUCCUUUGUCGGUGUCGCCAUCAUGGUGGUCAGCGUGCCGCUCAACACCGCUUUGGCCCGCUACCUGCGUCGUCUCAGCGAAAAGCAGAUGAAGGUCAAGGACAAGCGAACGCGACUCAUGAACGAGAUCCUCACCAACAUCAAGUCGAUCAAGCUGUUCGCCUGGGAGGAGGCUUUCACCCGGAAGCUGUUCAAGGUGCGAAACGACGAGGAGCUCAAGCUGCUGCGUACCGUCGGUGUCGUCUCUGCCUUUUUCAACUUCUUCUGGACUGCCAUUCCCUUCUUUGUCUCGCUCGGAACCUUUGUCACCUACGCCUACACGAACCCGGAGCCCUUGACCGCCGACGUCAUCUUCCCAGCGCUGGCUCUGUACCAGCUGCUCUCGUUCCCCAUCGCCAUGUUCGCCGGUAUCAUCUCGGCGUUGCUGCAGGCUCAGGUAUCGGCCGGUCGUCUCUCGGACUUUUUCGAUGCUGGCGAGCUCGACCCCGCCGCGCGGAAGGUCAUCCUGCCCGGCCAGCGCGGACCUGUCAACCCAGAGGCACCAUCGCGUCCCGACAACGUGCUCGACACGCUCAACGACUCGAACAACGACGCCCACGAGCCUGAGCAGAACGACGAGGUGGUCAUCCUUCGAGAUGCAGAGUUCAAGUGGUCGCGCUCGCAACCCGUGCCCACUCUUCAGGACAUCAACCUCACCGUCAAGAAGGGCGAGCUGCUCGCCGUGCUCGGCAAAGUGGGCGACGGAAAGAGUUCGCUUCUUUCGGCUGUCCUCGGUGAGAUGGUGCGCACGGACGGCGAGGUCGUCGUCAAGGGACGCACCGCCUAUUUCACCCAAGGCGGAUGGUGCAUGGGCGCAACGGUCAGGGACAACAUCCUGUUCGGCCUCAAGUACGAACCCGAGUUCUAUCAGAGGGUCAUUGAUGCUUGUGCGCUUACCCCGGACCUCAACAUCCUGCCGGAAGGCGAUCGCACCGAGGUCGGAGAGCGAGGUGUCAGCUUGUCCGGUGGCCAGCGUGCUCGUAUCGCCCUGGCGCGUGCCUGCUACGCUCGCGCUGAUAUCUACCUGCUUGACGAUCCGCUGGCCGCAGUGGAUGCUCACGUCGGCGCUCACAUCUUCAAGCACGUCAUCGGCCCCGAAGGCCUGCUGCGCAGCAAGGCCCGCAUCCUCACGCUCAACUCGGUCAGCUGCUUGCCACAGUGCGAUCAGAUCGUCUCGGUGCGUCGCGGUAUCAUCCUUGACGAACGCGGAACGUACGACCAAGUCAUGGACAAGAAGGGCGAGCUCUUUAACCUCAUCACCGGCCUCGGAAAGCAGAGCGCGCGCGAGCAGGCGGCCGAAGAUGGUGAAAGCGAGACGCCCACCAAGGACCUCGAGGUGAUCGACAUGGACAAGGAGCUCGAUACGCACGGUCAGGGCGGUGAGGAAAGUCUGAAAGGCUCCAAGCUGCACCGCCGCAUCAGCUCGGCCUCGAUGGCGCGACCCAAGACCAUGUCCAAGAAGCAGAUCAAGCAGGACACGAUCCGACAGCUCAAGGAGAGUUCGGCGCCCAAGGAAAAGUCCGAGCAAGGCAGCGUCAAGCCCGAGGUGUACCGUCAGUACAUCAAGAGCUGCAGCGUGCUAGGCGUUGUCCUCUACAUCCUUGCACAGAUCCUGUCGCAGGUCAUGACCGUCUCGCGCGAUGUGGUGCUCAAGCAGUGGGGCAAGGCGAACGAGAACGGCGGCGACGCUGGCAACACGCGCUUCUACUUGACGCUGUACGGUAUCGUCGGCAUCCUCGCCUCUAUCUGCAUCUGCAUCGCUCCGUUCAUCCUGUGGACCUGGCUUGUCAUUUCGAGCGCUCGCAAGUUCCACGACAAUAUGUUCGAUGCCGUCCUUCGCAGCCCGCUCCAGUGGUUCGAGACGACGCCGACGGGUCGACUUUUGAACCUCUUCUCGCGCGAUGUCAACGUGAUCGACGAGGUCUUGCCGAGGGUCAUACACGGUCUCAUUCGUACCAUGACGGUGGUGCUCGGUGUGCUGUGCGUCGUAGGAUACUCUGUACCGCCGUUCCUGAUCGCCAUCGUUCCGCUGGCCUUUGCGUACCGCGCUGUUCUGCGCUACUACUUGGCCACGAGCCGAGAGCUGAAGCGACUCGACUCGGUCAGCAAGACGCCCGUCUUCACCUGGUUCCAGGAAUCGCUCGGCGGUCUCAGCUCGAUCCGCGCGUUCGGCCAGGAGGCGCGUUUCAUCGCCACGUCGGAAGCACGCGUCGAUCGCAACCAGCAGUGCUACUUCCCUGCCGUUACGUGCAACCGUUGGCUGGCUGUACGCAUCGAGAUGAUGGGAUCGGUCAUCAUCUUCGUCGCAUCUACGCUGGCCGUAUUCAUUCGAACCAAGAACGGCAAGAUGGACGCCGGACUGCUCGGGCUGAUGAUGUCGCAAGCGUUGAGCACGACGCAGACGCUCAACUGGGUGGUGCGAUCCGCAUCCGAGGUGGAGCAGAACAUCGUCAGCGUGGAGCGCGUCAUGUCAUACACGGAUCUGGUGUCCGAAGCGCCGUACGAGGUGCCUGAUCAGACGCCUCCCGAGGACUGGCCCAGCAAGGGAGAGGUGAGCAUGCAGUCGUACUCGACUCGCUACCGACGCGAGCUGGGGUUGGUGCUCAAGAAGCUCAACCUGGACAUCAAGGCGGGCGAGCGCAUCGGUGUGGUGGGACGAACAGGUGCAGGCAAGUCGAGUCUGACUCUUGCACUGUUCCGCAUCAUCGAAGCUGCCGAGGGCAAGAUCAUCAUCGAUGGGAUCGACGUCUCCAAGAUCGGCUUGAAAGAUCUUCGUUCCGCCAUCGCCAUUAUUCCACAGGACCCGCAGCUGUGGGAAGGCACUCUGCGCGAGAACCUGGACCCUACGGCUCGCUCGGACGACGCAGCGCUGUGGAAGGCGCUCGAGCAAGCGCGCAUGAAAGAACACGUGCAGAGCCUCGACGGCGGUCUCGACGCACAGCUCACCGAAGGCGGUACAAACUUCUCGGCGGGUCAACGCCAGCUCAUCUGCAUCGCCAGGGCGUUCCUCCGCAACGCCAAGAUCCUCGUGCUGGACGAAGCGACCAGCGCCAUCGACCUCGAGACCGACGCCCAGGUUCAGGCGAUUGUGCGGUCGGAGUUCAAGGGCACCACCAUCACGGUGGCGCACAGGUUGAACACGGUGAUCGACUCGACGAGGGUGUUGGUGCUGAAGGAUGGUGCGGUGGCAGAGUUUGACGAGCCGCAGAAGCUGUUGGAGGACAAGAAGAGCAUUUUCUUCUCGAUGGCGUUGGAGGCUGGUCUGGCCAAGUUGGACGGAUAG
Messenger RNA from Pseudozyma hubeiensis SY62, 4890 nucleotides. Its product is annotated as multidrug resistance-associated ABC transporter. The transcript has a single exon. Lineage: Eukaryota; Fungi; Basidiomycota; Ustilaginomycetes; Ustilaginales; Ustilaginaceae. The record is from RefSeq and is a predicted model, not a curated record. Gene Ontology annotation, molecular function: ABC-type transporter activity; ATP hydrolysis activity; ATP binding. Bases 1 to 4890 code for a protein of 1629 amino acids. Gene Ontology annotation, cellular component: membrane. Gene Ontology annotation, biological process: transmembrane transport.